AUGUUUGACAACAACAACAACAACAACAACAGUAGCAGUGACAUCCCAAUCACAACAAACAACGACGACAACAACGAAGAAACUCACCACAACUACUUCUACAGCAACAACAUCAAAACCAACAACAACACUCUCAUACACUACAAAGAUUUUCUGCCAUGGUCUCCAGCUAACGAUAAUUUCCUUAAAUCCAACUCGCAUUCCGACAACAACUUCAUCUCGAAUAAUGGCGCCAACUUGGCAAUUAACGUCUGCGAUUCUCUUUGGGAAAAAUCUGAAAACUUUACGAAAAUUGUCGAGAGAGCCUCUGAUUGGCUGGCCAAAUCCGAUGGCGCCAUCCAAUUAAAAUCUUGCGAAACGAUCACGUGGAUGACUGAUGACGAAAAGAAGAUGGUGGAUACCGGAAGUGGGAUGGCUCUUGUGGGGUCCAGGAGCUUGGAAGAGGGGAAAAGCACGUACUUUGCUAGAGGGUUGAGAUUGUGGUACUCAUGCAGCUCUGAAAUAAAUUCCUCGACUGCCAUUACCAUCCCCACCAACACCAACAACAACAACAUCAAUAACAACAAUAACAUGAAAAUAAAGACAAACAAACGUCAACAGCAGCAACAACAACAGCAACAGCAACGUCACGUGACAUUAUAUCAUACUGACGUCAUACCGGAAAAGUUUGAGAGGAUUCAGGAUCUGGUCGUCAGGAUGAACAAAAAAAUAAAUAACAAAAACGUCAAAGGUAAAAUAAUCUCCAUGGAGACGGUAAACGUUCCAUUGCGUCAUAACCACCCCCAGUGUCACGUGACUAAGUGGAGUGAAGAGGUCAAGGUCGACAGCUGCCAGGUGCAGAUUCUAAGGGUCUAUCUCUUGAAGGAGAGUGACAAACAGCAGACCCUCUACGCUGAACAGCCCCAACAGCUCCACAAGUUGAAUAUAGGUAUUAAAGAUUUCUUACCCCAAAAAACGAAAUCGGGGUACGAACCAUUUGAAAUGUUCUUAAAAAGGCUGAACGACUUUUUAAAGCAAGACAACAUUGAAAAUAUCAAGACAGCCACUACUGCUGCUACUACCGAUGACACUACUGCUUCUAAUACUACUACUACAACUACUGCUGCUAAUACUAGUGGAGAUGAUAAUGUAUUAAUUAUCGUUUGCAAUUUGCAGUCACUGUUAGUUCAGAAGAUUCAAGAUCCUCGAAACGAAUCAGGUCCCAUAUCCUAUUUCACCAUUCCAGGAAUAAGCAACAGCAACAACGAUGAAAAUCAACAACAACCACAACAGCAAAGCAACAGCAACCACGUGACUUACACGUUAAAUCAUGUUUCGAACAACAACAACAACGCUUUCAUCAAUAGCAUCAACAUGGACGACAACGAUUUCAGAAGUCGUUCUGUUGAGAUAUUCCGCAUCUUAAGACUCUACUAUUUCACUGAAAAACAGUCAAAAAAGUCCUCAAAAUCGCAAAAUGCCAGUAACAAAAAAUCAAAAAAGGCCGCGAAAACCAGCAUCGCCGACGGUCAAAUCGGCAAAAUUCGAACGAUAAAAGUUCAAUAUCCGUUCGAUUCCGUGACGUACGAAUCUUUCAUUCCGGAAAUGGUACAUCACUCUGACGUCAUCAUCUGCAUUGGAGAUUGCCAGGUCAAUCAAGGUGAUGGAGACACUGUUGAUGGCGUAAGCAAGAGCUGCAAAUGUUUUGGCGGGAGUUUUGAAACGAUCGAUGUUCUUAUGAAGAGAAUUGCAGAUUUCCUCAGAGUUUACGCUCAUGAAGUAGUAAGCGUUGAAACGGUCAUCAAUCCAAUGUCUCUGUACUAUCCAGAGUAUCAACAUCAACAACAGACAAGACAACAACAGCAACAUCAACAACAACAACAACAAUUAUAUUUGUAUACUAUCCGAUUAUACCUAACACAACAACAACAGCAGAUGAACAACAUCUCCGAUCAACAGGACAAAGAGAAUCUAACAUUGUUGCCUAAACAACAACCGCAAACCUCAACAGUAGAUCAGCAGCAAGAAAAAGAGCAGCUACUACAGCAGCAGCAACAGCAGCAGCAGCAAGGGGCGAUUUUUUUGGGCAACGUGGUAACCAGGCAGUUUAAAUAUCGGUGGCUGGCCCUUGCGAUAUCGGCGUUCACUUGCAUGGCGGUCAUCGUCACCGUCAGCGUGGUUUAUAGUAAUCGCUAG
Molecule: messenger RNA, 2175 nt
Organism: Helobdella robusta
Lineage: Eukaryota; Metazoa; Annelida; Clitellata; Rhynchobdellida; Glossiphoniidae
Exons: 8
Coding region: 1-2175 (724 amino acids)
Source: RefSeq, a predicted model, not a curated record